This is a messenger RNA of Cyphellophora attinorum, 777 nucleotides long. RefSeq lists its product as uncharacterized. The transcript has 2 exons. Bases 1 to 777 code for a protein of 258 amino acids. NCBI's taxonomy places the organism in Eukaryota, Fungi, Ascomycota, Eurotiomycetes, Chaetothyriales, Cyphellophoraceae. The record is from RefSeq and is a predicted model, not a curated record.
AUGAAGUACACGUCCACCACUCUCCUGGCCGCUGUCGCCAGUGUGGCGUCAGCCGCCGCAACGCACAGGCACGGCAUGGGCAAAGUGCACAACCAUGCGCUUCGUCACGCCGAGGUCAUGCAUGAGGCAGAGCACGAGAAACGCGGUACCCUCGCAAGCGCCGUCAUGUCCACGAUCCAAGGCCUGGGCGCAAAGGCAGGCCUCAACAGCUACGCGCAAACGAGCGGCGCGUGGAUCGGCAGCAAUGGCCCCUACACCAACACCUUCACCAACACUGCCGCCGAUGACCUUGUCCUCUUCUGCUGGGGCCCUGCCGGCUCCUGGGUCAACGCCAUUGCGCCUCUGAUCUCGGUUCCCAUUCCUUCCGGUCAGAAUGUCACCAUCAGCUACGCCGAGGGUGCUAGCGGAGCCUGCGCUCCCGUCUUCGGUGACACGUCUAUGGUCAACGGUCAACUGCACCAGACGUGGUUGGAGUAUACCUUCGCCGGUAUUUACAGCACCUACGACGUCUCACGGGAGGUCAACAUGGCUGGUCGCUCGAUCUCGACGACACACUACAAGGCCGAUGGCAGCAAGGGAUGCACGACUGACAUGAACACUUGCGUCUUCAUGUGCUCGGACAGGAGCGCUCCGAGCUGCUGGUUCGGCUACGAGCUCGUCAACUGCGGUGCGAGCAACGGUGGUGGCAGCGGGUAUGACCCCAAGACUGGUGGCGCGUCCGGUGGGUGCAAUGGCUUGACUGCUGGUGCGGGCAAUCUGCAGACCUACCUGUCGUAG